Molecule: messenger RNA, 1330 nt
Organism: Neoarius graeffei (lesser salmon catfish)
Lineage: Eukaryota; Metazoa; Chordata; Actinopteri; Siluriformes; Ariidae
Gene: tmem220
Product: transmembrane protein 220
Exons: 5
Coding region: 531-1145 (204 amino acids)
Source: RefSeq, a predicted model, not a curated record
CCUGUGAUGACCUGGCGACUUGUCCAGGGUGUACCCCGCCUUUCGCCCGUAGUCAGCUGGGAUAGGAUCCUGCGACCCUGUAGAACAGGAUAAAGCGGCUAGAGAUCAUGAGAUGAGAUGAGAAUAUUUAUUUAUUUAUCCCCCCCCCCCCCCCCCCCGCUGUUUGCACUGUUAUUGGAGUUGCUUUUAAUCUCAUUGUACAUGGGUAUAGUGACAAUAAAGGCAUUCUAUUCGACACACUCUCUCUUACACACACUCACACUCUCUCACACACACACAGUCUCUCUCUCUCUCUUUGAUGACAGACUGUUUCAUGUCCUGUGAACAAAUGUGUGUAAAAUUUGAUGGAGUUUUUUAACACAGUUUUGAGUGUUUUUAAAAACAAUGUUCUUUAUUUGAGAGAUAGAUAGAUAGAUAGAUAGAUAGAUAGAUUCUCACAGAUUUUCCUCUUCAUCAAAUUACAGAAAUUAAGACCAAAAAACAGGGAUUGUUCACUGCUAAAAUAAAAUCAAGAGCAACUUAGUGAAAUAAUGUUUUGCCUCUUAAGCGGUGUUCAGCACUUUAAUGUGGACUCCGACUCCAGGGUGACUCAUCUAUCAAAACUCAUUCAUGCUUUAACAUGUAUAAAAGGUCCUGGAUUUUACUUGGAGUUUCUUGUCCUUUGUUGGCACAGGUUUCUCUUAUCCAAAUACGUGAGAGUGACCUGCUAUUUUUAUUUUUCUUCUUCUUUCCUGCAGAUAAACGACCCAGAUUCUGGCCUGUGGAUGGUCGGCUAUGCUAUUCCUGCGGGCCUGUGCGUUUUAAUCAGCUGUUGGCCACAAGUAACGGAGACACUAGCAUGGAGGAGAGUCGCUGAUCUGCACGUGAUGAUGGCAGCAGCGUUUGGUGCUCUGCUGGGCUGGAGUCUGUAUAAACAUGGGGUUGCACACAUCUUCCACCAGGAGGAGGGCAGAGAGUUCAGUGGCCUGAUGCUGACUGUGACGUGGCUGCUCAUGUGUCGACACUCAGGACGUGGUGGUGUUGGAGCUCUGAGACUGUGCACCGCUGUAGCCAUCACCGCGUUCCCCAUCAUCACAUGGGUCUAUUACCACAUCCAUAACGAGCUGCGAGCAGACUGGCCGUCACACUGCACCACCGCGCUGUAAAACAACUGCACUGAUCCACACACUGUUCAUCACUGAAACCCUGAACACAGCGUGUUCUACUUUCGGUCCAGAGUGGUGCUGGAGGAGUGAAGCUGCUACGGAAAGGAAAGACUCUGUGGAUACUGAAGGAAAUGAAGAUUAUAUAUUUUGCUAAACAAGAAAAUAAAACAUUCCACUCAUUUUUC